Lathyrus oleraceus (garden pea) is the source of this 453-nucleotide messenger RNA. Its product is annotated as protein AGENET DOMAIN (AGD)-CONTAINING P1-like. The coding region runs from base 1 to 453 and encodes 150 amino acids. The transcript is spliced from 2 exons. The record is from RefSeq and is a predicted model, not a curated record. NCBI's taxonomy places the organism in Eukaryota, Viridiplantae, Streptophyta, Magnoliopsida, Fabales, Fabaceae.
AUGCGUCCACCACAAAGAAGAGUAAAUUACAAGAUUAGAGACAAAGUGGAAGUAUGCAGUAAAGAAGAAGGGUUUGUUGGUUCCUACUUUAAAGCUACAAUUGUUUUGUGUCUUCAAAAUGAGAAAUUUGUGGUUCGUUACGAGAAUCUAUUGUUAGAUGAUGAGUCUGAGCCUCUCACAGAAAUAAUUUAUCGAAGAGAACUUCGGCCAUUACCACCACGUGUUCGCAAUUCAACCAAAUUCCAUUUCAAUCAAAAAGUAGAUGUUUUUGAUAACGAUGGUUGGUGGUUAGGAGAAAUCACAAGUGAAAAGAUCCUCUUAGAAAAUUAUUAUUAUUACAAGGUUUACGAUAAAAUGCCAUAUACAUUAUACCGAAUCCCCAAUUACAGAUGUAAUAUUGCUGAUUCGGUAGUCUCUGCAUCCGCAUCAUACUGCAAUUGCGGUGUGAUUUGA